Molecule: messenger RNA, 300 nt
Organism: Racocetra persica
Lineage: Eukaryota; Fungi; Glomeromycota; Glomeromycetes; Diversisporales; Gigasporaceae
Source: the annotation of a GenBank genome assembly
UCAAGAGCAAAACGUACAAUGGGUGAUUCUCUUGAAAUAGACAUUGACUCUGUAAUUGACAGACUGCUGGAAGGGUGUCGACCUGGAAAACAAGUGCAGCUUGCAGAGUUCGAAAUUAAAUACCUUUGUACAAAAGCGAGAGAAAUUUUUAUCUCUCAGCCUAUACUUCUCGAACUUGAAGCCCCAAUAAAAAUUUGUGGUGAGAUUCAAUUAAAUUUUAUUAAUAUCCAAAUCUUUGCAUUUGUUACUGAUAUCAUUCCAAAGCAAAAAUACCAAAUGCAGCAUAAUACGGUAUACUAG